Lasiosphaeria miniovina is the source of this 273-nucleotide messenger RNA. RefSeq lists its product as uncharacterized. The record is from RefSeq and is a predicted model, not a curated record. Lineage: Eukaryota; Fungi; Ascomycota; Sordariomycetes; Sordariales; Lasiosphaeriaceae. Bases 1 to 273 code for a protein of 90 amino acids. The transcript has 2 exons.
AUGGCUCCUCCGAUCGGCCAGUUCCUCAUGGACCUGCUCGCGCUCCUGCUCCUCGCCGGCUUCGUGAGUGCGAUUGGCCGGAUUUAUUCGACGCGGCCGCUGCUCACGUCGGCGGGCCCGUUGCCGGCCAGCACGGCGAGCGGCACGAUGGUUGGAAUCGCCAUUAGCACAGCUUCCAAGACUAAGAUCCUGAGGCUAUCAAAAAUUACGAAUCCUGGUGGCGGGGCGCGCUACGCAUCGACGGCAUCACGGGAAAGCCCCGGAACUGGCUAA